CAGAAUGCUUAACUUUAAAGGUGGAUAUGACGAUUUUGAACUGACAGAUAGCCAACUAAAGGAGGCAGAGGAGGAACUAGGCAAUUCCGAGGACCUCCAGAAGGCCAUCCAUCUCGUGAAGGAGUUGCAGGAGGCCAAGAGGCUUUACGAAGACGUGAGGAUCCUGUGCUGGGUCCUUAUGUACCCCGAGGCGCACGACACCAAGGCAAAGCAUAUCAAAGCCACGUGGGGGAAGCGGUGCAAUAAACUCAUCUUUAUGAGCACUGAAGAUGACCCAUCUGUGGGAGCCGUCGACGUCGGAAGCCUCGAGGGAUAUACUAAGCUGUGGAACAAGACUCGUAGUGCCCUUCAAUACAUCUACAAGAACCAUCUCGAGGACUUUGAAUGGUUCCUCAAGGCCGACAGUGAUACCUAUGUGUUAGUGGAUAACCUACGUUAUGUGUUGCAAGACUACGAUACAAACGAGCCGUUAUACUUUGGUCAACAUUAUAAAGUUUAUGGAGGAUAUAACGCAGGAGGAGCAGGACACGUGAUGGGGAGAGAGGCAGUUCGACUGUUUGUGGAGAAGGCGAUUCCGAACCAUAAGAUCUGCAGGCCGAAUAGGUCAAAAGGCGAGGAUGUCGGAAUGGGCAGUUGUCUACGGAGUGUUGGCGUCAGGAUUGGCGACACAAGAGACCACCUCGGCCAAGGAAGGUUCUGGCAGCGACACCCGGCGACAAUAAUGAAGGACCCACUUGGAAGGGCGAAGCACUCACGCUACCCUAUUACCCAAGGGGACAACCCACACGACUGCUGCUCAAACACGCUCAUCAGUUUCCACAAGCUGUCAGUGGAAGAACUCUACAUGCUGGAUUACCUCAUCUACAAAGUCCGAGUGUUUGGGCAUAUCCCUCUCUUGCCCCUAAAAGCAGCGCUGCCGCCCAAUCUAGAUGUCGUUCCAGAAAAGACGAUUCAGAAAUUCCGUGAGUACGACGACCCGAAAGUGCCUGAGUCCACGACAGAAACAACGGAGAAUGAGACACUGUAAUAACUGUGAUAAUCGUUAUGAUUAAAACUAUAUUUAUAUAAUUUUA
Molecule: messenger RNA, 1073 nt
Organism: Penaeus monodon (black tiger shrimp)
Lineage: Eukaryota; Metazoa; Arthropoda; Malacostraca; Decapoda; Penaeidae
Product: glycoprotein-N-acetylgalactosamine 3-beta-galactosyltransferase 1-like
Exons: 8
Coding region: 5-1027 (340 amino acids)
Cellular component (GO): membrane
Molecular function (GO): N-acetylgalactosaminide beta-1,3-galactosyltransferase activity
Source: RefSeq, a predicted model, not a curated record